Molecule: messenger RNA, 1383 nt
Organism: Thlaspi arvense
Lineage: Eukaryota; Viridiplantae; Streptophyta; Magnoliopsida; Brassicales; Brassicaceae
Source: the annotation of a GenBank genome assembly
AUGGAUUCUCCUUCAUCGGAAGUAACAGUUGUAUCGGAAUGCUUCGUUACACCCAAAACCAUGCCUGAAAAAUGGAAAGAGCCAUACCAUUUGUCACCGUUGGAUUAUGUGAUGCUCUCUAUGCAUUACAUCCAAAUGGGUCUUCUCUUUCUCAAACCAUCGACAAUAUCUCAAUCUGAUAACCCAAAAGGUUACAUGGAGACUUGGCUACAAAAGCUUAAAGACUCUCUGGCAGCGACACUUGUCCAAUUCUAUCCGCUCGCGGGUCGCCUCUCCACCUCAAAAACUGAUGAACCGAGAUCAUACUCGGUAUUUGUGGAUUGUAACAACAGUCCUGGGGCUGGAUUUAUCCAUGCCAAAUCGGAUCUAAGUGUAGGAGAUAUUGUUGGGUCCAAAUAUGUUCCUUCGGUUGUUCAAUCUUUCUUUGAUCACCAUAAAGCCGUGAGCCACGAUGGUCACACCAUGAGUCUCUUAUCAGUCAAGGUGACAGAAUUGGUAGAUGGAGUGUUCAUAGGACUGUCGUUGAAUCACUUGAUUGGAGAUGGAAGUUCCUUAUGGCAGUUCUUCAACUCAAUGUCUGAGAUGUUCAAUGCACAAGAAACCAAUAACUUGCUUCUCAAGAAUCCUCCGGUCCUUGAACGUUGGUUUCCUCAAGGGUACGGUCCUGUGUACAACCUUCCUUUCACUCACUCUGACGAAUUCAUCAGCCGCUUCGAAUCUCCGGUCUUGAAGGAGAGAAUAUUCCAUUUCUCAUCAGAAGCAAUACUAUCACUGAAAUCAAAGGCAAAUCAAGAAUGCGGAACAACAUCAAUGAUCUCUUCAUUUCAAUCGUUAACCGCAUGCAUAUGGAGAUGCAUCACAAGGGCAAGAAAACUACCAUAUGAUGAAGAAACUCGUUGUAGCUUCGCUACUAACAAUAGAGCAAGAAUGGAUCCACCAUUGUCCUUGAACUAUUUCGGGAACUGCAUUUCUGCUAUAAGGUCGAUGACCGUGAAAUCAGGAGAACUACUGGAGAAGGAUUUUGGAUGGGCCGCUAUGAAAAUACAUCAGGCUGUAAUUGGAAACACUAGUGAAGAGAUCUCGAAGACAAUCGAGGAAUGGUUGGAAUCAUCUUUUGUUUUCCAUCUAGAAACACUUUUGGGAUCGAUGGUUGUUCACAUUGGAAGCUCACCGAGGUUCAACAAGUACGAAUGCGAGUUUGGGAUGGGAAAAGCGGUUGCGGUUAGAAGCGGUUAUGGCGGUAAGUUUGAUGGGAAGAUAUCUGCUUAUGCAGGAAGAGAAGGAGGAGGAAGCAUAGAUUUGGAGGUGUGUCUUGUUCCAGUGUUUAUGGAAGCUUUGGAAUCAGAUCAAGAGUUCAUGUCGCUUGUCUCUUCUUCUGCUUGA